GCUGUAGUCGUGUUCACAAGCGAUGAGCUCUUAUCAAAAGUAAUUAAAAUUGUUCAACGGUGUCCUUCAAUUCAACGUAUUAUCUACUUCACAGAUGGAGUUUUUAAUCGAGAACUUUACACAGAAGUUGACAACCUCGCUGUUCCUUCUGAAAGUGCUACCGCUAGUGUUGCAGAAGCUCUGACAAAAUGUCCGUCAAAUUUACAUCUACACAAUAUAAUCGAAGUUGAACGUUUGGGAGCUGCAGUAAUCAUGAAAGAUAAAGAAAAGCGAAAAAUGGGUGGUUCCACACCAAUUACAGGGAAUAAUAAUCACUCAUCGAACGGUUAUGAGGGUUUAUGGAUGCCUCCUGCAUCAGAACGUGCCAGUCCCUCGGAUUUAGCUGUGAUUAUGUACACAAGUGGAUCAACAGGUAUAAUUUGUACACUUUCUUGA
Molecule: messenger RNA, 435 nt
Organism: Schistosoma margrebowiei
Lineage: Eukaryota; Metazoa; Platyhelminthes; Trematoda; Strigeidida; Schistosomatidae
Source: the annotation of a GenBank genome assembly